This is a messenger RNA of Cervus elaphus (red deer), 1424 nucleotides long. RefSeq names its product very-long-chain 3-oxoacyl-CoA reductase-B-like. The record is from RefSeq and is a predicted model, not a curated record. The transcript is spliced from 11 exons. Gene Ontology annotation, cellular component: endoplasmic reticulum. Lineage: Eukaryota; Metazoa; Chordata; Mammalia; Artiodactyla; Cervidae. Gene Ontology annotation, molecular function: oxidoreductase activity. The coding region runs from base 89 to 1036 and encodes 315 amino acids.
CGCGGCUCGGGCAGGCCAGGCUUCUUAUAGCCGCCCCCGGAAAAACCCCCUUGGUCCUAGGUCGGGUGAUCUGUUGGUUGGGGUUGUGAUGGAGUCGGAGUGGGAUGCUCUGAGAGUGCUGGGAGCGGUUACAGCCCUGUUCCUGCUGCUGUGGGCGACCUGGGCUGUGGGCUCCACAGUCUAUGUUUACUUGCUGCCCCAGGUACGCCGGAGCAACCAUUGGCUCCGGGCGCACGGGGCCUGGGCAGUGGUGACAGGAGCCACCAGCGGCAUCGGCAAGGCUUACGCACGUGAGCUCGCCCGGAGAGGUCUGAACGUCGUCCUCAUCAGUCGAGACCUGAGCAAGUUGAAGCACGAGGCAAAGGAGAUAGAGCGGCUUUACGGCAAAAGCACACGAGUGAUUCAGGUGGAUUUUACCGGGGGCUUGGAGAUCUACGAGACCAUUGAGGCAGGACUGAAGGACCUGGAGAUCGGAGUAUUGGUAAACAACGUGGGCCAAAAAUAUGCACCCCACUUGAGUAAACUGCUCGACUGUGAGGACGUCGCCAAAAAACUCCAGGAUAUUAUUAACUGCAACAUGAUGUCUGUGGCCCAGAUGACUAGAAUCCUCCUGCCCCAAAUGGUUAGCAGGGGCAAAGGCAUCAUCAUCAACAUAUCUUCAAUAGCUGACAGGAAGCCGUACCCAUAUUUAGCAGUGUAUGCGGCUACCAAGGCCUUUGUGCGAAGCUUCUCCGUGGCCGUGGGCACAGAGUACCGCUCCAAAGGUGUCAUCGUGCAGACAGUGAGCCCCUUUUUGGUUGAAACAAAUAUGACCUACCCCUUGAAAAAGGGACUGCUCAUGGUGAGCGCCGAAGACUUCGCUCGGCAAGCAUUGGACACGCUUGGCCUCACUUCCGAAACCACCGGGUGCCUCAGCCACGCCGUGCAGGAUUUCCUGCUGACCAUGCUCCUGCCCAGUUCGCUUUUUGCCAGUCCUAGGGGAUUUUCUCUGUUGGAGAGAUGUAAUGUAGCAGGGUUCCUUUCUGAAAGAACUUGACUAAAGGCCCUGAAGGCGUGACCGCACGUCUGUCGACCCCGCCCCUUAUCAGAGUCCUAAAUCGGAACCGUUGUUAGGGAGAACUCCCACCUGACAAACAGGCCAGUGAAACGGAAUUGGUCUCCCAAAUACCCGGACAUUAGUGACAACUGCAGCAUCUCAAAUCUCUGGCAGAAAGAUGGAGCUCUUAAUAUGUGCCGCUAAGACUAGAUAGACAUUUGGAGGAAACCAAAUACACACACACACAUACAUAUGUAUAAAUAUAGCUUGAGCAAUGAUGGCUGCACAACUUUGUGAAAUACUUAAGCCCACUAAAUUGUACACAAUUAAAAAGGGUGAAUUUUAUGGUAUGUGAAUUAAAUCUCAAUAAAAAUACUUUUAAAACAGA